Messenger RNA from Drosophila innubila, 2795 nucleotides. RefSeq names its product EF-hand domain-containing family member C2 (gene Efhc1.1). The record is from RefSeq and is a predicted model, not a curated record. Gene Ontology annotation, cellular component: microtubule. The transcript has 4 exons. Bases 142 to 2484 code for a protein of 780 amino acids. Gene Ontology annotation, biological process: regulation of neuron projection development. NCBI's taxonomy places the organism in Eukaryota, Metazoa, Arthropoda, Insecta, Diptera, Drosophilidae.
GAGAAUUGAGAAAAAGUUUGAAAUAAUUCUAGAAACAGGCUUAGUAUGUUGCGUGUUACACAGUCAGUCGCACGAACAAAUAAUUAAAAUACACAAUUGAAUAAGUAUAAUACAGGAAAUACAUAACAAAAAUUAAUCAAGAUGUUGCGCAUACCAGGCAUGCCCCUAUUGCCGGGCACGCUAUUUCGCGAUGUUAAUAAAGUGUACUAUCCGAAAUCGCAAUCGUUAUUGAAUUUUCGCGGCAUACCAAUGUUAUCCGAUCGGCUACAGUCGACGCCCGUGGAUCCAGCUGGUGUCGUAGUCGAUAUUAGUUGUCCGCCGGCCCAAGCCCAGGCACUAUAUCCGCCUCGGUCGGGUCCACGGCUGCCGCCCUGGCUGGCCUAUGACAAGAAGGUGCUGAGCUUUAAAGCCUACUUCAAGCAGACACUGCAGGAGAACUUUCAUGCCCCAUAUAUGGUGCGUCAUGUGAAGAUCUUUUAUUAUCUGGAGGACGGUACCAUCGAUAUACACGAGCCAAAGGUCGAGAAUUCGGGAAUUGUUCAAGGCUGUGUACUACAUAGACAACGUGUCCCAAAGCCGCCACCCUGCGAUAAUGAAUUUCUAUCCAUUAUCGAUCUCAAUGUGGACAAGACCGUGCAGAUCUUUGAUCGUAACUAUCAUAUAUUCGAUUGUGAUCACUUUACACGCAAUUUCCUUAACAAACGCGGCAUUGUUGUGCCUGAUCCGGUGCCAGCUGCCAUAGAUCCCGCUGAAGCGGUGCGAAAACGUGGACAGGCUCGUUCCAGCGCUCCGCCAGAGAAACGUCAUCCGUUUGCGCAGUUUCUGAAGUAUGAUCGCCAGAUUCUCAAGUUUCAGGCGUAUUGGGAUGAUCGCACCGAUAUGGGCGAUGUGCGUAAGCUCGAGGUCUGUUAUUAUCUGGCUGAUGAUACCAUUGAGGUGAAGGAGGCGCAUAUACGUAACUCGGGACGCGAUGGACCCACAACAUUCCUCAAGCGUGGACGUCUACAGCGCGAAUUCGAUGGCAUGUUAUUGCCAGGACAACAGACGCCAGUGACGCUACUCAAUGUGUUGGGCUCAUCGAGAAAUGUGCGCUAUUGUGUGGAUCCCCUCAAUUUGGGCAACAAGGAGAUUUUGUAUUAUAGUCAACGUGAUCUUCAGAUCGGUAGCGUCAUCAAUGUCUAUGGUCGUGCCGUAGUCAUCACAGAUAUGGAUCCCUUUACCCGUCAAUAUUAUCGCGAUCAUUAUGGCAUCGAACAGUUUACACCAUUGCCACAGCCGACACGAUCGGAUGUCUGUGCGCCGUACGAUAAAUCGGGAAGAAUGUUACCACCAUAUAACGGUUGGGGCAGCUACGAAGAUUCCGCCGGCAAUUGCAUGUCCAUUGUGAUCAAGCGGCCAAAGACUGAUUUCCGUAAGUUCAUCAAACUCGAUCGUUAUGUGCUACGAUUUGGUGCCAAAAUGUUGUCCACGAUCCGGGAGAAUUGCGAGCGUAUCUUUGUGAUCAGUUAUUAUCUGAGUGAUGAUACGAUGCAGGUGCAAGAGGUCGCUGUGCGAAAUUCGGGCUUCCUUGGUGGUGAGUUCAUGAAACGCACCCGUGUCCUGAUGCCCGGACAGGAGAAAUUCUCGUGCAAACAGCCGCAGUAUUAUAGACCCUGUAAUUUCUUCAUUGGCGCCACCAUGUCGAUCAAGGACUUUAUCUUUCAUCUGGUGUCGGCGGAUGAGUUUACGCUCAUGUAUAUGGAACAUCAUCCGGAACAAUUUACGUACACAAAUAUCGAGCUGAUCUUGGAGAAAAUACGCAAAGCUUUGGAGCCCCGUAUGGCUGAUUUUGUAUCGACUUGUGUGCCGGAUUGCAGCGAUCUGGAGAAGAAAAUGGAGAAACGUGCCGUAUUCGUGUCCUUUGAGAGCCUGAAAGGUGCUCUGAUCGCUCUGAUGGGCAAUGCGAUCAGUGAUCAUGAGAUUAUCACGAUCUGUCGACACUUUUCCGGAGAGCAGGCGCCUCCAAAUGCCUGUUCAAGGGACAAAGUUCUGGCGGCUGCCCAUUUGGAGAUCAAGCGAUCGUUAUGGAACGGUCGGGAUGAAUUAAUGGAGCAUUUCCAUCACAUUAAUCCCACGAAUAAACCAUUUAUGCCCGAAUCUCAGGUGCGCUCCACCUUACGCGGUUUCCGUAUGCCCUUCACAUUGGAACUGAUCGAUAACAUAUUGUCUGUACUGAAUCGCAAUGAUUGCGAUGAUAUCGAGGUCUGUGAUCUGAUGAACUUCAUUGAUGUCUCCUGCUUCAAGGGCUGUGACAUGCCACCGAUCAAUUACGCCUUCGAACUCUGCCCCAAACUUCCCUUUCAGUUCAAGGGACGCGUCGUUGAUUUCGGCUGCCUGUUAAAGGCCUUAAAUCUUCCCCUGAAUCUACCGACGCCCAAAGCCCAGCCCACCAAUAUGAUCGGAGAUGCCCGAAUAUUGCCACCAACCGAAACGGCCAAUUGUUAAUCAUCACGAUCAACGAUUAACGAUCUUCAAUCAUCCACAGGCUACAUCUCAUUUAAUUUUGUUUUGCAUUAUUUGCUGUUGUUUUUUUUUUAAAGUUCCGUAGAUAGAUCGAAAUUUCUUGUACCACGACAUUGGGAGACAACUAAUACCACAAUUCAAGAAACAACAUCAGCAAUAACAGACACCCAAUUAUCAUAUACCAAAUAACAUCACAGGAAAUUGGAUCUAUAUACAACUAUAUAUUUUAAUAAGAAACUACAAAAUCACAUGUAAAUAAUCAAUAAAAACGUAUAGUAUCAGUAACCUACAAA